Molecule: messenger RNA, 5495 nt
Organism: Xyrichtys novacula (pearly razorfish)
Lineage: Eukaryota; Metazoa; Chordata; Actinopteri; Labriformes; Labridae
Source: the annotation of a GenBank genome assembly
UUUGAUUUGUGAUAACCAGGGUAAGGGUCACCCUGUAAAAGCCAAGCGCAGUAGUCUUUACCUUCAUAACACAUUUUCAUGUUUGAAAAUGAGUAGGAGGGCAACGAAGACUCAGCAGACCCCCUUCAAAGUGCCAGACCCUGACAGUAUUUUUCAAUUAAGUAUGAAUAGAAGAGGACACCAAAAAGAGGUUAGUGUGCAUCUCUUUAUUCAACUAUCUAAAAACAUAUGUUCGAACAUAUAUUAAUCCACACAUACUUGGCAUGAAAAAAGAUGAAGUGUAUCAAUCUCCUCUUUGCACAGAGCGUGGGAAGGGUCCUGGCUUUGCCAACUGAUGAGAUGACAACCAAAUUGAAAAUGGAAGUGAAGACAGGCCCAGUAGAACAAAGAAAGGAGGAAAAGGGAGAAAUAAAAAAGCUCAAGGGAAUAAGUCAAACAAAGACGAGAACAGUUUUCCAUAAACAAACAACUAGAAGAGAGGAACUCAAGACAGCCAUGAUGAGAAAAGGUGAGUGGAGUUGUUUAUUUUGAGAUUUUCUUUAACCACGUGUUUGACUUGCUUGUGUAAAUGCUGUUGCCCUGGUGACUCAUUCAGUAGAGUGUGCCGAUGCUCAGUCUCUUACACAGCACUCAAGACCCUUUGCUACAUGUCAUCUUUUCUCUGGCUGUCAUCUUUAUCAUUCUCUACUUGCUAAAUGUAGAAAUGCCAAAAGUAUUUUUAUCUCUCUGUUUGUAGACGCCCCAAUGAAAGACAGCAAAUAUGAAUUCAUCACCAUGGAACGGCAGAAAGCUAUUUUGGAGGUAAAGUAUAUUAUGUUUGGUAAGAGCUUUAAAAACUGGUGGAACUUUCCUUUACAAAAUAUGUAAGCGCUGUGGUUUGAACAACAAUUUGCAACCAAGGAGUCGUUUUCAACUCUGACCUGUGAAUCUGACUGCUUCCUGAGAGCUUCUAGUGAGGUGACCAAGCAUUUGCAGUUUGUGCUCAACAGCUGUUGAACUCUCUGAGGACACCAGGAAAGCAAAUUCAGUCCCCUCUUUAAAUCUCUCCUCUGUUGUCUGGCUUUCUCUCUACUGCUGUUAUACUUGUCUCUUUCCUCAUGCAUUAUUUAAGUAUGGGAUCCUUCUCUCCUCCUCAGUUUUCUUUGAUGAUGAAAAAAUCUGCAAUUUUGGAGAUGGACAAUGCCAUUGCAAAAGAGGAGAGACAACUGAAAGAGCUUGAGACAAUUAUUGAGAAAGACAACCUCAAAUUUGAAGCGGUCCUCAGGGAGAAUGAGAAGAAGUCGGUGGAGGCCAGGACUUUGUAGGUGUUGACUGCUUUGUUAAGUCCAGAAAUGUAAAUUUUGCUUUUGGCACAUUUGUAACUUUGUCUCUGUUUUCAGUUUUGAACUGGAGGCCAAAUCCAAACAGGAGAAGAAUGUUAAAAUCAAGAAGCUGAUGGCAAAAAUAGGGUCCAUAAUAAGGUAGCGCUCUGAUGUACAUGUCUCAUGUUUUAGUGCAGUUAUAUACCAACCAAAAGUUGCAGUAUGAAACACUAGUAUAGCCCAAUACUCUUUAUUAUGCCAAGUGCAUUGAACCCUAAUGCUUCUAACAGGGGUACCCACAUUUAGCAGAAAUGUAGUUGUUACUGCUGAGAUACUUUAUUUCAUCGUUCAUGCUUUCUUUUUUAUGUGAAACGUUUGAAGGACAAGGGUCAAAGCUGUUAUGUUUGUUCCACAGUGAACUCACUAAGUUUGAAGAGACCCUGAUAGACUACAAGAGAUACAAAGAACUUCUGUUCAAGUUGUCUCCUCCAGAGUGGCAGCAGGCUCAGAGGACUGAAGCUUUGAAAGCCCUGUCUCAGGACAAGGGGGCCAGGGAUGAAUCAGCCAUUUGCAGUGGUAAACCUGGAGUGAAUUUUAAUCUUUUUUUCAUUUUAACUCAUUUUGUUGAAGUAGAGAUAAACAGUGCUGACAGAAUGAUCUGAAUGAAUGGUAAAAUCGACACAGAUUUGGAGCCCAAGGAUUCCACUCCUGGCAAAGAGCUGCCGUCCAUCGAGGAGAUCCAGCUGUCCCCAGCUGACAGUGACACACUGUAAGAAAACACACGCUUUGAUUGAGGAGUUUAUCUUUUACCUUUGCAGUGAUGAUAAAUAACAUGGGAAAUACAAAAUUCACUGACAUAUUCAUCAAACUGAAAAAAAAAUCUUUUGAUAAACCAUGUAACUUAAAGUAAUAUUUUCACCCAUUGAGGGUCAUGGGUUCAAAUGAAUGUUGUCAUUUAAACAUGGAGAACUUUCAGAAAAAAAUCUCUGUUAUGAUGCUUGAUCAUUUUUUAAAACAUGUUGGACAUUCAUCAAAAUUGUGUUUGCAUGAUUCAGAAAGUAUUUCUUAUAGAGCCUUAACCUUGACUUUGGUCUUUCAGUGCGAUAAGUUCCACACUGGAGAGGGACAGCUCUGAAUUUGACGUAGGUAUUUUUCAAACAGAAAAUCUACUUGACCACAUGUCUUUUUUCUUCCUUGUAUUUAUUGGCAUUAUGCUGACUUUGUAUAUCUCCUUUACUUGUGUCCUUGUUAAUACUCUCUUUAGAAUGAGCCGGUGCUGUACUUCACUGAUCCUCAGCAGCUGCUGGACCUGAUUAAAGAGCUGACAGAGCAAAACUUAUCCCUCAUUCAGAACUCUUCAAGGUUGGUGGAGACUCUGGAGGAGUCCCGUCGGUCGAUGGACACGACCAGGAAGAAAAUGUAGGCAUCACAGGUUAUUGAAGGGGGUUUAAGAUUUUGCUACUUGGCCAAAUUCUUUCUAAUGACACCAAAUUAUUCCCAUUAACUUAAAUGAAGAUCUCAAUGUUGAUUUUCUUUUUUCAUGCAUUUGGAGACACUCUUGGGAUAAGCUUGUGCUACAUUAAACUGUAUAGUGAAAAAUCUAAUACAGAAGCGCCAUCUUUCUUAAGCCUCUUUUGAUGAAAUAGUCAAAUUUCAUUUAGUUCAUUUUCUGCAUUUGUUAAAAUAUAUUUACUUGCUAUUUCAGAUCUUUUUCAGCUUUGCUUUUUUCAUGUUUUACUUAAUUCUCAAACUUUUUGCACAUCUGUCUUUUUCUUUUGUUAUAAAGUGAAAAGGAGGAAGACCAACUAACAUUGCAGAUAAACAAAAUGAUCCAGAAAAUUGAUCAGGAGAAAGCAAAAGGCACCAAGCUCAAACAGAGGGUUGAGCUCCAUGUCUCAUUGAACACAGAAGAUCAGGUUAGGAGCAGAAUACGUAUGAUGCCAUAUACUAAUGACUCUCUAUUUUUAAUAUAAAAAUAUGGAAGAUCAACUACGUGUUUGGCUGUACACUUCCUUUUCCAACUGACAGGACAUAAUGCGGGACACCCUGGAUGAGAAGGUAGCAGAGGUCCAUCGCUGCUGUGUGGAGGACAGGAUAACUAACCUCAGUACCCUGGAGAAGUUGACAAAUAUUGAAAAACACAUGUUUUCCCUGCUUCAAAGCAUUGAGAGCAUCCCCGAAGAAAGCUUAAGGAUGAUGAAAAAGAUCAAAGACAGUGAAAGGAGGAGCAGGUAUGUCUUUAAUAGGUUUUCUGAAGAAUGCAAUUCAAGUUUCGUAAAUUCACAGACAAGUUGCUUCUGUCCCAUUCAGGUGUGUACAAAAAGCUUUAUUAAAAGAUAACAAUUAAUCAUGUAGAAUUACAACAGCAGCAUUGAGUUGUGCACCGACUAUAGUAUACAUAUUUAAUGUAGUGGUACUGGAUGAGGUUCUCUGUUUGUAAGCAAAUGGCAGUGGAAGUACAGCUCAAAUCUUAAAUCAGAAAUUGCACUCAAACUGGACUAUGUUUGAAUCUACACACAGCUGGUGCAACCCAGUGCUUUGAUGUUCAUCAAUUAACCAAGUAAACAAUUUUUUUAUGUUGUUUAUUUUGUAUUUCUUUAUCUUCAGUCACGUUUGCAACAUUAUUUUUUCAUCCAACAACCCCAGAAUGCCCUUAUUGAGGAAAGAAAGUACUUCAGACCUACCACUUUGUUAUGUAGAGUUAAUUGCAUCAGUAUAUACAGGAAGAAACUGCUCUGCAUAGGGGAUGCGUGAUACAGGAAACCCACACACUAUGCUUUCCAGACAGUUUCAGGUCAUUCAGUUGUUGAGAAUUUUGUUUCCUUUCACAAUUAUACCUCACAGCAGGAGACUGUACAUGAUAAAUGUCCUCUUACAGCUGCUAAUACUUUGUGUGUCUGGGGUUUUCUGGUGAGAGGUUGCAGGUGGAGGAGCAGUCUUUUUUGAUUGAUGUAUUUUUUUCUUGAAGUGAAGAUCUCCCCCUUAUCAAGUGUCCAUGACAUUGCAAGUUUCUCCAUCCAGGACAGUGUCAUUAAUGCUGAACGAUUUUUCAGGUUUUGGAGCAACAUAUGCUGCGGUUCAGGAUACAUGCCCCUGUCCCAACUGUUUAAAUUGUGUUGUUGGCAUAACAUUUAAACUGAGCAUAUAGUAUUUCAUCAAAUAUUCAUGAAUUCUACUCUUUCCCAUCAUCACGUUGCAGGCACCGUGAGCAAAGGCUGAAGGAGCAGAGAGAAAAACAGCAAGAAAGGAUGAAAAGAUACUUGGAAAAAUCCUUGGCUGACUCCAAGAGAACAGUAAGUAAUUCCCUCAAAUAGUGCUUCAUACAGCCUGUUAUGAUACAUAAUUUUAGUUUUGCCGAUGUUUAACAUCAAAACUUUAUCUUAGUACAAAAUCCACUUGCUUUGUCGUCUAAAGUGGAUGUUGAACCUAAACAGGAGAAGUUUAGCUCUCUAACAGAAGAGUAGCAACCAACACUACUCUGCCCUGAUUUUUUAGCAUGUCUGUGCUAACUGCUAACUAUGAUGUGGACAGCAUUUUAACUCACACACAUUCACAAACUUAUUUUAUGGAAGUAACUGGUGCCAGGCCAGAAAAAGAAUAAAGAGAGGCACAGCUGUCUUGAUGGACAGGCGAGCACAUUGUAGCUGUUUACAAGGAGGCUAAAGGCUUGCAUCUGGUAGGCUGAGCAAAUGUUAGGUUAAGUGAGCAUUUCCAUUUGGCAACUGACGCCAUAGCCCUCAAAAUUCUAUCACAAACAAAUGGGAAGCUCUUACCCACACUAUAUCCAUGCGUAAUACAGACUAUAGCCAAAAACUACAAUCUGAGAUUGCCUGCGAGCUUUCCAUCAUGCACUCUCACUUUGAUACUCUCACACGUAUGCAAAUGCAACACAGGGUAUUUAUGAUUUAUGAAUUACUGAUGAUCAAAAACUAGAAAUAAAAAAGUAAAAGAACACCUUUCAAACCUCUGAGUAAUAUGAACUUCUUUUAUUUCAGAGUACAAGAAAGCUCAUGCCCAGAUGCUUUCCUGUUGCCCAGAAACCAAAAGUGAGCCAUGGUGACAACACCUCUGCUGAAAGAGACAUCCAUGCAUUUCUUUUAACACCUGAGGACAUACACUAAAGAGGUGUCCUUAAGAAAAUAUUGCAGUCUGGUAGCAGUGAAAAUCAUUUAUUGGCUUGCUUUCUCUGUGCUU